Molecule: messenger RNA, 13667 nt
Organism: Caenorhabditis angaria
Lineage: Eukaryota; Metazoa; Nematoda; Chromadorea; Rhabditida; Rhabditidae
Source: the annotation of a GenBank genome assembly
AUGAAGCCAAAAAUAGGAACAUUAUUUUUCGUUUUAUUUUGUGUGAGAGAUGUUAUUGGCGAAGUGAAAUUGGUGGAUGAAAAUGAACCAAGGUGAGUAAUUUUUUGGAAAAAUACAGACAUUUCGAAAUUUUUUUAAUCCAAAAGUCUGAAAAUAAUCAUUUUUUUCAGAGCUCGAAUUAUAACAGAAGACAGAAACAUCAUUUUUCACGCAGGUCUUAACAAAAACAUCAAUUUUAAAACAAAGCGAGAUGGGAAAAUCUACAUCGAUAACACAGAUCUAUUAAAAUUCAACUACUUUGUAAGUAUCACAGUUUUGGUACAGCCAAGAGUUUUGAAUUUUUUCAGUAUGGCUAUCGAGCAAUUUACAAUUUAUCGAAAAAAGUAGAUAAUUUCUCAAAACAUCAAAUAAAACACUAUAUUCACAAUAAUUGGGUACUCUCAAAAUUAAACGAACAUGGUAGUAAUUUUAAAGAAGAGGUUUGACAUUUUUUGUACCUUUACAAUUAGAUAAAUAAAAACUAUUCUUGUAGCAUUUCUUGAUUGCCAAAGAGAUAGCAGAACUUCACAAGGAGCAGAAGAAUUAUGAUGAACUAUUUGAGAACUCUGAGAUGAAUUUAAGAAAACUUAGAGUGGAUACACCGUGAGUUUUUUCUUUUGUAUUUUAUGUGAAUUUUUUUGCAGACCCUUGAUCAAAAAUCUGACAAUCAAUGCUUGUGAUUCAAAUCAUUGUAAAAAUGGUGGAAAAUGUAUUCCAAAAAUUGGAAAUCAAUUUUUAUGCCUCUGCCCUCAUGAAUUUUCGGUACGUUUCAACAUCGAGGUUUUUUUUUCAUAUUACAUAUUUCUAUUCUCUAGGGUAAAUUUUGUGAAGAUGACGUUGAUGAAUGUCUUCAAGAAAACCAAUGUCAAAAUAAUGGAACUUGUGUGAAUAAAAAGAAUGGCUUCUCGUAAGUCAAUACAUUUUCAGACAAAAAAACAAAUAAUUUUCUCAUUCCAGCUGCAAAUGCUAUGCUGGUUUUCAUGGUUCAAAAUGUGAAUUUUCGGUUUCGACGUGCUCAGCAACUCAUAAUCUUUGUGGACCACAUGGAACUUGUAUUGAUCAAGAAUCGAAAUACGAUUGUCAUUGUCAUCACGGAUUUCAAAAAUCCACUGAUCUGGAUAAUCCGACUUGUGUUGAUAUUGAUGAAUGUUUGACAAAUCCUUGUCAUAUUGGAAUUGAAUGUAUUAAUUUGGAUGGAUCUUAUCAAUGUUAUGGUUGUCCGAAGGGGUAUAGAAGUUAGUUUUAAAUCUGAAUCUUACCUAACCCUAACCUUUUUUCAGUGGGUGACGAUGGAUGUGUUGAUAUCAAUGAAUGUGAAAAAACAGAUGCCUGUUUCGAAGGUGUGACUUGUCGUAACUCACCCGGAUCCUAUGAAUGUGACUCUUGCCCGCCUGGAACUACUGGAGACGGCAAAACCGGAUGUACUCCAAAAAAUCCUUGUAAACCAAACCCAUGUGAUGAUGAGUAUGAGUGUUUUGCAAAUCCAAAUUCUUUGAAUAAUGAUGGUUAUGAUUGUGUAUGUCGAAAUGGAAAAGAAAAUGAAGAGGGAGAUUGCGAGCGACACGAUUUAUGUCAGCAUGAUUCGUGUACACUGUUUGGAACUUGUACUGUGAUAAAUGAUACAAAUAUCAAAUGUGUAUGUGAAUCUGUUGCUUUUGGAGAGAGAUGUGAACAUGUGAGUUUGUGAGAAUUUUUGAAAUGUUGAAUUUAUGUAUUUUCAUCUUGAAGCUUACCCCAUGUGCUCAACACUAUUGUGAAAAUGGAAAAUGUUUGAUCCAUAAUGAUGUUGCUCACUGUAAAUGUAACAAACAUUUUUUCGGAAAAUAUUGCGAAAAUCAUGAAACUGAUUAUGAUGAACAUUUUACCGAACUAUCUGGGAUUUUCGAAAAACAGAUUAAUGAAAAAGGUGUUUAUAACAUUAAGAAUAUGUAUUUCCGAAUAGAUGAGCCAAAUUCGGUUUUGAAAAUCAAGUUUUCAAUGUUUUCGGGAUUUAAGGAUAAUUCUACUGGAUGUCGGGAUGCUAAUUCUAGACUUCUUGUAAGUAAAAAAAUAUAUGUUCAAAAUCUGAAACACGUUUUUUUAAGUUAUACGAUGGACCAAAUGAGAACUAUCCUUUGUUGAAAUCUUGGUGUGGAGAAGCUCCAGAUGUGAGUUUUAAAAUUUUUAUGAGACUCGCGAAGUCAAAUUGAAAAAUCUAUCAGGAAAUUCAUAAAAAUUAAUUUUCAGGCUCCAGUUCUCGAACAUAAUAUAACUCUCUCAACAACACACGCAUUUUUAAAAUACGAAGGUUACGAAGGAACAUUUUCUGGAACUUACACAGUUGAUAAAAGCGGUAAGAUUUUUUUUGAAGGGUUCGGUAUAGCCGAAAUAAAAAUACAAUUUAGACUGUGGAUAUCGCACAAAAAGUUCUGCGCACCCACUUGUUGUUCCUGGUUUUAAAUCAGAUAUUGUUUGUGAAUGGUUUAUUUCUGCACCACAAGGUAAAGCUAUUGAAAUAACGAUUCCUAAAAUGCGAAUGGAUACAAGAGACUGUGAAAUGAAUAAAUUAGAACUUCAUGAUGGCAUAUCUGCAUCGCGCGACCCAGUUAUAAUGCAAGCCUGUAAAAAUAUCACUUCUUCAAAAACCUAUAAAACUACCGGAUCAUUUUUAACAGUACUCUUUCAUGUGUUCGAAUCUGAAUUUUAUAACAAAUCUGGUGGAUUUUCGAUGAAAUUCAGAUUUGUUGAUGAUAUUGAGAUGUUUGAUUGUGAUUCAAAAGAAAUUGUGAGCACCGUACUUGUAGAAGAAUCAGGAUAUAUUGAAUCACCAAAUUAUGGAAGUUUAUAUCCUCCUUGUUCUCGCCGGGAUUGGAAAGUUCAGGGAAACCCAGAAAAUGCCAACAGAACUGACAUCGCUAUAAAUCUAAAUUUUGAACUUCUUGAUAUUCCUUCAAAACGUUAUUCUAAACUUGAGAGAAAAAAUGUUACAAGGAUAUCCAAUUUUCAUGGUGAAGAUUCAGUGAAUGAUAUUGAUUAUAUUAUUGUUCAACAGUGCUCUAGCGACAAAUUGACUGUGUUUCAUGAAGAUGGAAGUUUUUAUAAGGAACUAUGCGGAAAGCCCUAUUUAUACCCAAUACUUGUCCCAAAAGCAAAUCUUUUGAUUAGUUUUCGAUCGAAUAAAACGAUUCAAGGAAAAGGAUUUCGCAUCAAGUAUAAAAUUGAAUGUUAUCAAAAAUUGUCUGGCAAUGGAAUUGUGAAAACUUGGAAUUUUCCAACUAGUUUGAAAGCUGGAACUUGUGUAUAUUAUGUGCAAGCUCACAAAAAACAUGUGAUUAAUAUAACGUCAGUGAGAAAAUAUAAAAGCAGAGCAAUUUUUUUACGUAUCAAUAUUUUUUGUUUAGAUUCAAAAAAAUCCUGAUGAAUACUGAUUGCAAUAAUCCAAAUCCUACAAAUUACAUUCAAAUCGAAAACAGAAAUAAAAAUACUGUCCAACGAUUUCAUUGCAAAAACGAAACAUUCAACGACAAUCAAGAAUUUGUUUUUCGUGAAACUUUUAAUGUUAAAAUUACUGUGGUUAGCGAUGGAACCAAGGCAUUUAGAGGAUUGGUUUUUGACUAUGGCAGCAAAAAUAUUGGUGAGUUCUGGAUAAUCAUUAAAAAAUCCUGAUGUUUUUUGAAGAUUGUGGAGGACAAAUAAAAUCGGAAUUCAAAAGUCCAUCAUAUCCUGGAAAUUAUCCGGCCAACAUUAAAUGUAGCUAUUUUUAUCCUUUUAGUGAGCUCAAAACUUUCAAAAUCACUUUUGAUGAUUUUGAUCUUCCAUACAAUUGUGAGGAAGGAAAUUUGACUCUGUACAAUUCUGAUACAAGUUCAGAAGUUAGAACUUUAUGUGGAAGUUCAUUCACAAGUUCACCAAUAAUUUUGACUGCUGAAAGAUUGUCUUUGAAAUUCAUGUCCUCGAAUACAAUAGCAAGAGGUUUCAAAGGAAGGUUAGUUUAAAAAAACGAGUCUAAUUUUUUUUUUUGAAAAUUUUUUUUGUAGAAUUGAACUCUUAGAAACUGAAUCAACGUGUGAUGCAACAUAUCAUCAAAAAAGUGGAAUAAUUGUAUUGACAAAUCCUUUCCUCAAAAAAUGCACUUAUCAAAUUGCUGUUGAACAUGGUCAAAAAAUAGUUUUAAAAAUCCGCCGAGCAAUUAUACCAUGUUCAACUUCACUUCUCCAAAUAAUCGAUGGAAAAAAUACAAAUAAAUCAAUAAAUUUCUGUACCCACAAUGAAGACCAAAGGCAAGAUUUCAAAUUAUUUUCAAAUGAAGCCACAAUAUACUACACAUCGACGGAACCUGAAUCUGUAUAUUUCCAUAUUCAUUAUGAAAUUAUUGCUGGAUGUGGAAGUACACUUGAAGGUUAUGAAGGAAUUGUGUCAGCUCCACAGUAUCCUCACAAAGAGAAUCGAAAUGUGUCUUGUGAUUGGAAAAUUGCAGUUUCUCAUGGUAAUCGUGUGAAUUUGACGAUUGAGAAAAUUGAUGAAUUAAAUGGGUAUCCUGAGGAAAAAUGUGAAUCUGGUGUUGGGAAUAGAUUGGAGGUUGGUUUUCAGGAGACUGCGAGAGUUAAUACAAUUUUUCAGAUUUCUGAACAAUUUCAUCAACAAGUUCAAAACCAUGGUGUUUAUUGUCAUCAAGCUCAAAAUCUACCCUCAAUUAUCUCCGAAUCUGAAAUGGUUGAUAUCAAAUAUCUACAAAAUAUUAAUUUGAAUCAAAAAGUUAGCGGAUUUAUUCUGAAAUUCACCACAGAUUGUAAAAACAUUCAAUUGAAAAAACCUUAUGGAAUUAUUCAAUCUCCAGGAUAUCAAGAUGAAAAAUCAUUCGAAAAUCAAGAUUGCAGUUGGAAUAUUGAAGUUCCUCUUGGUAAUAGAGUUAUCCUAACUUUCGAAACAUUCAUUGUAAAUCGAAUUGAUAUGGAGAGCCAAGAAUGUUUGGAUAAUGUUUUGAAAAUUGAUGAAACCAAUUUUUUGAACGCGACAAUAGAUAAUACACUUCAAGGAGGAUUGCAAAGUUCAAAUAUUCAUAAAUAUUGCGAUUUAUUUAUUCCACAGGAAAUCAUUUCACGACAUAAUUCUAUGAAGAUUUCGUAUAAAUCUGAAUCAAAAUCGGAAAACAAGUUUAUGUUAAAUUAUCAUGUUUUGGGAUGUGUUGAAGAGAUUUCUACGUCGCAAACUAUAAUUAUUCGAAAAACUGAUAUCGAUUUGGAAUACGAUAAUUUUGAAUGUCAAUAUCAUAUUAAAGCAGAGAUUGAUCAAAGAAUCAUAAUUUCAAUUGAAUCAUUUGAAGUUCAACAUAAUGAAAAUUGCGAAACAAAAUCCGAGGACUUUACAGGAUUAAAAAUAUAUUUAGGAUCAUCAAAUUCCUCCGGACCAAGACACAUUUUAUGCCAAACUAAUAAGCUAAUACCUUAUAUAUUGCAUACAAGUGAAGCCUUUAUUCAAAUUAUCCUAAAUCGAAAAUUAUUCAAAUAUAAUCAAGAAGUAUUUUUGAAAGCGACAGUGGAAAUAAAACAAAAAGAGAAGAAUGAUAUGUAUGGAGAUAUAAUUGAUUGUAAGUUGGAAACUUAUGUAUCAAAUAAAUAUUGUUAUUUUUACAGUGAAUCAUCAAAAAAAGACUAUAAUUCAUAGUCCAAAUUAUCCAAAAAUUUAUGAAUCUGCGGUGAGAACAAGAUCAUUAGUUAUGGCGAGUGAAGGACAUCAAAUUGAAAUCAAAAUAUUGAAUUUCACUGGUGCUUUUGACAUGAGUGAACCUAUCACUAAAUUACCGGACAAAGAGAAAGACCAACAGCUAGUGUUUGAAACAGUAGAAAGGUGAUUGCGAAAAAUACAACGGUUCCGACAAAAAUAUUCUAGUUUUGUACAUACAUAGUUUCCGAAAAAAUAAUUUAAAAAAAUCUACCACAUUUUUUCCUUGCUCACAAUUUCCUUCUUAAAAAUAUAUUAUUUUCAAUAUACGUCACCUUCCUCUCACUAAUUCUCUUUUUCUUUUCUACUCCCUCUCUCUCAUCUACUCUACGUCUCUAACAUCGCAUCUCCCUCUACUCUUCAUGUUUUCAAAAAUAGUUUGUUUUAUAGUCUUUUUUUUUUUCUUAUUUUCUUCCUUUUUCGCGUGUAGGUUAGGUUUAAAUUUGGCUAAAAAAAACGAUUUUUUGUCGCUACUGUAAUUUCAAGAUAAUUAAGGUUUUUACAUUUUUUUUCAGCUGGAGAAUAAUUGAUGCGUUCGUUUCCGAUCCUCUAUUGCUUUCUGAUCAUGUUUUUAUCGAAUUUCAUGGAGCCACCUGGAAACCAAACGACGGACAUAACGAUUUUGUAAGCUUUUUUGAAAACAUAUGUAUCAGAAAUUUCAUUACGUUUUUCAAGGCUGGAUAUAAAAUAGAAAUCAAACGAGUUUGUGGAGGUACAAUACAUGCAACCGCAGAAAAUCAAGUAUUUUUUAUGGACUUGGAAAUCGGAGAAACGUGUAAAAUCCAAAUUCUGUCAAAGCUUCCGAUUCACGCAAGUCUUGAAAUUCUGGAAGAACAACAAAAUAUAACAAAUUCUGGAAAAAUUGAUGGGAAAUUCCGCGUCACAGCGGAUAGUUCGAUUAUUGAUUUAUCGACAAAAACUUUGAAACAUAUUUCACAUUUCAAAGCUGAAAGUCCGAUGGUUUUUGAAGCUUUGGAUAUUAGAACAAAAACUACUGCAAUUAUAAGAUAUUCUACACAGAUGGGUGAGUUUUUUAAAAUUUUAUUUAUAGAAAUAAUAUUUUUCAACCUCAGAUUGUGGACCAAUUACUCGAGAACAUACAAUUAUCGAUUUUGAAUUGGAUCAAACCAAAGAAUGCACAUGGAUUUUGAAUAACACGCUUGGAAAUAGUGUAUCUCUUAAACUCACGUUAGUCAAACUCAGAAACUUAAUUGAAAAACAAAUUUUUGCAGUUCGGACAAUUUCCCAAACACACAUCACUGCGCAGAUUCAUAUAUCGAAGUUCGAGACUCAAAUUCUGCAGGAAAAAAGCUUUACCGAGGAUGUGAAACUGAAAUAAAUCAAAAAUUCACUGGAGUUGCUCUAUAUAUACAUCUCAAAUAUACCAAAAAUCUUUUGUCGAACAACAAAUAUUCACUGAACUUGGAAAUGGAAAAAGUUGCGGGUGGUUAUCCGAAGGAAGGAUAUGAAGGAACACUUUUACCACCGAUUUUGGAUGGUCCAAAGGAAUUUUCAUGGAGUUCGUUGUGUAGUGUGAGUUUUUUUAUGAUAACAGCUUUAUGGGGCGUCCAAAAAUAAAAAAAAAUGAAAAACUUACUUCUGUCCUAGCCCCAUUGUUAGGAAUUUUAUAAAUUUUCUUAUGUUCGAAAAACUUUCAGCCUGCCCAAAUAACGACACAUCAUGUAUCAUUAAGUGAAGGAUCAUCAAUUCAAAUUUCUUCAAGAAAUGAUGUAACGGGAUCGGAAUCAAAUGAAAGCAGAGCUCCAUUAACAGGACUACCGCCAGAUAAAAACUUUAUCUUCGAUGACCAUGAAAGCGCCGAUAUAAAAGUUGUUAUGAAUCCUAAAGAUGACUUCAAAAUCAAUUGGAAAUGUUUAGAUGCAUAUGAACAUAGGAAAUUGACAAUGCCAACUGAAACUCCAAGAAUUGUCGAUUCCGAUUGUGUAUCAAUAGUUAGACCAACUUGGGAAUGGCAAACAAUUACAAGUCCAUUUCCACCAAAUCGAACAGCUGGAUAUGCAGCAAAUAAAAAUUGUCGCUGGAAUUUUGAGCAAUAUUUUCAACCUUUGGCAUCGUUUGAAAUCAAAUUUGAACUUUUGCAUUUUAACAACUAUGUGUAUUCAUGUUUCCGGAAUUUUAUAACAAUUGAAGUCAAUGGAGGGUAUAAAAUAACAUUUUUGGCUUCGAAAAUGGUUUUUUUUUCAGAACCCAAAGAUAUUGUCAAAAACACAAAUUACCCCAAGAAUUGAAAUAUAGCCAGAAAGAUAAGGUCGCUAUUCAAUUCACGUCUGAACAAGAAGAUGAAGAUGAUGAAGAUGACGAAAAAGAGAAUCUCGAGGCUGGUAAAGGAUUCAAACUUCUAUAUAAGCUUAGUAAGUGUUGCUUCUUUUUCAGUCUCAUUUGUAUUACUUUUUCAGAAUGUGGUAUUUCAAACUAUGAUAUUUCAUCUCCUGAUGGCAUUUUUGACUAUACAAUCUCAAGCCCACCAUAUUUGGAUGCUUCUGAAGAUAUUUCUUGUAAUUGGAUUCUUCAUUCAUCGAAAAAUCGUAGAAUCAAUGUGACAAUUGAUGAUUUUGAUAUAAACAUUUGUGAAGGCGAAAAUUGGUUGCAAGUAAGAAAGAUUUUUAUUUGAUUUUAUUUUUUCAUUUAAUUCAGAUUGAUAGAAAAGUUCUAAAUUGCGGAAAUUAUUCUCAAUUUUCAUUUGUGACUACAUCAAACACUGUGAACAUUUCCUAUUCUUCUGAAAAUAUUGAGAAUCGAGGAUUCAAUAUUACUGUUAGAGAAGUUUUCAUUGAAUGCCCGGGGGAUAUAAUUCAUAUAACUGAAAAUCGAUCAAGAACAAUUUUCUCGCCAGAAUAUCCAUUCAGCAUUCCUCAUUCCUCUUCUUGUAUUUAUAAAUUUGCCGCACCAAACAGUCAUCGAAUUAUGCUAACCUUUGAAGAAUUCGAUAUGGAAGAAUCAGAUCUUACUAACCCCAAUGAUUAUUUGCAAAUUCGAGAUGGACCAUCAGAAAGAUCGAAACUUAUUGGAACUUAUAGUGGAAGAGGGAUUCAUUCUUCAAUAUUUUCAUCAAGCAAUUUUAUGUUGAUGAAAUUGCAUACAAAUGAAAAAAUAAAUAGUCAUCGAUUUGUGGUGAGUGUUGGAGUCGCGAAAUGUGGUGGUGCAAUUGUUUUAAAUGAGAGAAAUACAAAUUAUACUCUUAAACCACCGGCAAAGUUUACGAAAGGAUUGAAAUGUGAAUGGGUUAUUAAACGGACAAUUACACAUUUUAUUCAAAUGAAGUGAGUUCAGAAAAGUUAGAUUAUUGAUUUUUUUCAACAUAUUUUUCAGAAUUUCACCCCUUGAGCAAUAUGGACUGCCAUGCGUAGAAGAUCUUCUCGAAAUUUCAAAUCUCGAUUCUAACAAAAUGAUUUAUAAUGGUCCAGGAUGUGGGCGAACUAAUAACACAGUUCAAGAAUUUCCCAAUGAUAUAAAAGUGAUUUUUGAUAGCAAGGAAACAAAUUCGGUAAGACUUGUAAUUCAUAUGAGUUAUUAUAAAUCUGUGUAUAUUUUUCAGAAAAAAUUAUAUUCAGCGUUCAUAAUUGUAUUCAAGCUUAGUGAAAAACGUAUGUAAUUAUUUUUCUGACACGAACAAUGAUAAUUUUAUUAUUUAUUUUUUUAGAAUGUGGUGGAUUGAUCACUGAUUCUUCGGGAUUUCUAACUAUUCCUCAUUAUUUACCGCAAUCUUAUCCACAAUUACACUGCGUUUGGAAUUUCAAAGCAGAUCCUGGUUUUAUUUGGAGUGUUAAUUUUUAUUUCAAAAAUGAUCGAGAGAAAAAUUAUAAUAAUGACGGUUGCUUCAAAGAUCUAACGGUUGGAAUUUUUAAAGUUUAUUAUCAUAAUUUAUGUGAAUUUUCAGUUUUUCAACUACGAAAAGGAUUAUUCUAUUGGUCAAUCUAAUAUCUGUCGUGGACAUUCUGCCUUUGUUUCAAACAUUGAUACUUUGAAAAUUGUACUUGAUGAUUCUUACACUCGAAAACUUAUUGGUCUUGGAGAAUAUCCUUCCGGUCAAAUUCCAUAUGCACCAUUUGAACUUGAAUAUGAGAAGGUUCCUCGGGAAGAGUUUAAUUCCUGCAGUUAUUCAAUAACUUCCAAUUCCACACUGAAUUUUGAUAGAGAUCUAGAAGAGAAUCGCACGAAAAUCAUCGAAUUCUGCCAUCUGGCAAUUCCAAAAGCUGGAUCAACUGUUUCUGUAAAAAUAUCAAAUUUCAAAGCGCAAAGUGGAAAUGUUUGUCAGAAAAGCCAAACACAUAUGAUUUUAUCGAGUUAGUCAGGUCUUUGAAAAACGAAAAAAUUUCGAUUUUUUCAGCGAGAUCAAUGGAAAAAUUGAUUUGUCCAAGUGAAUCAAAGGAGUUUUUGUUCAACAAUGAAAAAAUUGACAUUUAUAUUGGAACUCCUAAUCCAGAAGAUUUGAAUUUGAUACUGGAUAUUCGUUUCCUAGGUUUUUUUUGAAUAUUGAAAUUUUCUCCCAAAAACCACAUAUUUUUCAGAAUGUGGUGGUCAUAUCAAAGAUCCUAUGUAUGCUCAAUUCUCCAAUCCAUCUUCGGGACCUUGCCGGUGGCUUCUUGAAGCUCCAGUUGGACAAACUAUCCAACUCACAAUCUCAAAAUUGGUUUGUGGAAGUUCGGGACAAUUAACAAUUGCAGAAGGGAAUGAAUUGGAGCCAAAUGUGAUUCAUAAUUAUUGUGAAAAUGUUUUUGAGAAAUUUGAAAAUACGAUUAAAGUGAUAUUAUCGAAAAGCAGAUUUUUGACGAUGAUUUGGAAUAUGAAAGAUGUUCAGAAAUUUGAAAAAUUGACCGAAUGGGAACUGGAAUAUGAAUUUGUGAAUGAAAAUGAUGGUGGGUUUUUUUCAUGGGAUUUACACCACUUCCCUGAUUGAUUUCAGUUUGUGGAUAUGUUUCAAAGGGUUCAUCCGGUGUGAUUCACACAAGAAACUACAGUGUUUCUGAAUACCUACCCGAUCAAAAAUGCGAAUGGUUUAUUCGAGCUCCAGUUGGUCAUCAUAUGAAACUGCACUACACAUUUUUCGAUAUUGAAGAAUCGAAAAAAUGCGCAAAAGAUGGAUUAUAUAUCACACAAGAAUUUGGAAAUCGCGAAGAAGCGAAUCCCGCGAUUUGUGGCCAUGAAAUACCAGCAGAUUUUGAGUCGAAAAAUAGAAAUAUUAAAGUGACGUUUAAGUCAGAUGCUGAAAAUAGUGGAAGAGGUUUUCAUUUGAGCUGGAAUGCGAUUUGUGGCGAGGUUUUUGAAGAAAAUGAAGGAGUUGUGACAUCUCCAAAUUAUCCAUCUUUACCACGUCACACCAAUUGUAAAUAUGAAAUUAAUGUUGAUGGAUUAAUCGAAAUUAAUUUUGAUGAUUUUGAUUUUCCAUCACAAGAAUAUCGAAUGACUAGAGGCUAUCGUGGAGGAUAUCGUGGAGGAUAUCGUGGAGGAUUUAACGGAGGAUUUCAGCUUCAAUAUCCUUUGUUAGAAAGAAUAUCUUAUCAUCCAGCAUGCAUAACAAUAAUUUCUGCGAAUUUUAACAUAAUAAAAAAAAUUUGUGAGAAAACACAAAUUACCAAAGAUGUUACGAUGAUGAAAGGUCCACUUACUAUAAGUUUGUCUACUUCAAAUUUCAGACGUGGAAGAGGAUUUAAAUUAUCGUAUAAGAAAAUUGGUAAGACUUUUAUUUAAAUAAAAAAGUUCUCAUAAAACUUCAGAUUGCAACCAAAACAUUCAUCUUUCUGAAUCAACACAAUUGAUAAAAUUAAUUGAACGACCAAAAGUCGGGCUUCAUCAUUUCGAAUGUCUUUGGAAUAUCACAACAACUCCAAACCGUCGUCUCGUUGUUCGCUAUCAAAAAUUCAAUACUGCGCCAGAAUGUUUAAAGGAUUAUGUUCGUUUUGAAACUUCUCGAAAUGGACAUUCUGUGUGUGGAAAUAAGAAGCAGUAGGUUUCAGAAUUUUGAAAAUUUUUAGCAAAUAAAAUUUUUUUGUAGAUUUUUCUUGCGUGAUUUCUUGGUUCCUGAAAGUUCUCUCAACAUUAAAAUGGUAUAUAACUACAUCAAUGAUGAGUACCUGAAAAACGGUGCUGUGCAACUUUUGAUAACUUCCACACCAUCUUGUCGCGUUGAUUUCAACCCAACGAAAAAUUGGAAAUCAUUCACUCUUCCAAACACAUCAACCGAAAUCGGAUAUCCAGCCAAUCUCCAUUGUGAAUUGAAAAUCUUGGGUGCGGCUGGUCAUCAAAUUCAUCUUCGUAUCAAUUCGAUGGAUGAUAAAUCGAAAAAUUGCAAGUCUGAUCGACUCACAAUUGUUGAUGGAGGGAUGUCGAUGGGAAAAAUAAUAACAAAAAAUGUUUGUAAAGAUUUGGUUUUACCAUAUGAAAUCAUCACCACAUAUUUUGUGGCAACAUUGAUUUUCAAAUCUGAAAAUGGUGGCAGUGGAAGUGGAUUCAAUAUUUCUUACAAACAAGAAGAAGGUGAAUUUUUAGAUUAUUAGGAUGUUAAAGAUAGAGUCUGACAUAAAAAUCGAUUUUUUUUCAGUGGAAUGCGGUGGUAUCCUCCUACCUGACGGUGUGAAACCUCGCCCAAUGUCUAUCCACGCCGAACCGCACCUCCAAAAACCGAAAAAAUGUCGAUACAUGUUUUUAUCUCAAGGCGAUUCACAAGUAUUAAUAAAAUUCACCAAAUUCAACAUUCCAUUAAACUGCGAGAAGAAUUAUGUGGAAAUUCAGGAUGCGUCGCCAAGGGCUGGAUGUUUGACAGCUGAUUGUCUUGAGAGAAUACGAAAUCGACAUAUGAUGAAAUUUUGUGGAAAGGAUAAAAUUCCAAUGAUUGUUUCAAAUCGGAGACAAAUUCAAAUCCUUGUGGAAUUUGAGAAUAAACCAAAUACAAGUGUGCAUUUGGAAUAUCAAAAUUUGAAUGGUAUUUUUUUCUAGAUGGAUAAGAUUUUCAACAAAAAAAAAUCAUUUUCAGAUUGUAACCAAACCAUCAAUCUUGUCGAUUUUCCAUCAGGCCGUUUAACAAGUCCAAACUACCCGCAUUCUUACAAUUCAUCAAAAAUCUGCACAACAAAAUUCGAAAAUUCUUCAUGGCCUCGUUACACACCAAAAUUAUUGAUUAUUUUCGAAAAACUUUUGGGAGAUAGUAAAAACAUGAUUGAAUUUAAUGAAGAGGAGGUUAAUAAUACUCAACAGUUUGCAGGAGAUUUGAAUAAGAAACCGAUUUUUACAAAAGGUGGAGCUACAGUAGAUGUGAGUUGAAUAUUUUUUUUGAAAGAAAACACUCUAAAUUAAAAUAUUUCAGAUGAUUUUGAGAACGGAAAAGAUUGCUGAAGGAUUGGGUUAUGAAGUGAGCUAUUAUUCUGUGAUUCAUGAAAAUGAAAGUGUUGUUGAAUAUGCUAGAAAUCAUGAUUUGAGUGGAGUUUUGAAUAAUCAAGAUUUUCCCAGAGUUCCGGAGAAACAUGUGUAAGUUUUAGGGUAGAAUUAAAAUAUAUUUGAAUUUUUUCAGCUUCACAAUUGAGCCACCAAAAAAUCACAAUUGUAAAUUUGAAAUCAUCCCAGACACAUUCCUGAAUUAUGAAGUUUGUAGGAAUUGUGAGUUCAUUCUUUUUUUUUCAGAGUUAUCAUAACUUUUUUCAGCCACAAAUCUUAUAAUUCAAAAAUAUAUUGAUAACAAACUUCAAAGUUCAUUUAUGAAAAAAUAUCCUGAAAAUUGUCCGGUGAGUCUGAGUCUAUUUUUUUGUGGAAAAUAAUUUCAAUUUUUUCAGCAGACUAGAAGUUCUAUAUCUCUCGAAAAAAGUGAGAAGAGUCGCUAUUUGAAAUUUGAAUUUUUGUGGAAUGAUAAUGCUCAACCUACACAUCGUAUUGAAUGGAUAUGUGAUAAUUCAGAAUAUGAAACUGAAGAUAAUUGA